Messenger RNA from Mauremys mutica (yellowpond turtle), 2223 nucleotides. RefSeq names its product D-beta-hydroxybutyrate dehydrogenase, mitochondrial-like. The transcript has 4 exons. NCBI's taxonomy places the organism in Eukaryota, Metazoa, Chordata, Testudines, Geoemydidae. The record is from RefSeq and is a predicted model, not a curated record. The coding region runs from base 16 to 981 and encodes 321 amino acids.
GGAGGCGCAGCCGCCAUGUGGGAAGCGCCGGCGCUGCUGCUGCCGCUGCUGCUGCUGGUGCCGCUGGCGCUGCUGGCCAGGCUCCCGCGGCAGGCAGCGCUGCAGCCCGCGGGCCGGGCGGUGCUCAUCACCGGCUGCGACAGCGGCUUCGGGCACCUGCUGGCGCUGCGCCUGCACCGCCUGGGCUUCACCGUCUUCGCCGGCUGCCUCUGCCCGGGCGGGGAAGGGGCGCGGCGGCUGCUGCGGGAAGCCGCCUCCGGCCGCCUGCGGGUGCUGCCGCUGGAUGUCACCCGGGAGCGGGACGUGGCCGCGGCCAAGGAGUUUGUGCUGAGCAACCUGCCGGAGACAGGUUUUUGGGGACUGGUGAACAAUGCUGGAAUAUCGACAUUCGGCGAGAUAGGGUGGCUGCCUAUGGAGAAAUAUGAAAAAUUUGUGGAUGUGAAUCUCCUUGGGUGUAUAAGGACAACGUUGGCAUUUCUUCCCCUUCUAAGGAAAUACAAGGGACGUAUGGUCUUUAUGUCUAGUGUUACUGCAUACUUUACUUUGGGGAAUGGCAUUUACUCUAUGACCAAGGCAGCCAUAGAAAAAUUUUGUGAUGCCUUAAGACUGGAAAUGAAGAAGUUUGGAGUGCUGGUUUGUGUUAUUCAGCCAGGAAAUUAUGCACGUUCAACUAAUGUCCAGCCACCAGUCAAUGCAGAGCAGAUCUGGAAUGAACUUAGUGAGGAGGAAAAGGCAGUGUACAAUAAAGAAUAUGUGCAAGAACGUUCAGACUUUUUCAACAACAUACUUAAGGAAGGGUGCACCACAGGCCAUGAAGUUGUAGAUGCCAUGGUGGAUGCUUUAAUGUCACCUAAGCCCAAGGCACGUUAUAUGGUUGCGAAGCUAAAGGAAAAACUGUUGGUCUUUAUAUGCACAGUUUUCCCAACUGUUGUGAUGGAUUCAGUUCUGUCCUAUGCACUGAGUAAAGUAAAACUCACAUAGCCCUGUGGAGAGAAUAUUGACCAGUUUCUGGUCUAUAAUUCAGGUUGGACAACUUUUGUAAGCAAAGGAUUUACAGCUUGGUCUAAAGGCCAUUGAAGCCAAUGGACAGACUCCCAUUGACUGGUAUGAGCUUUGGAUCAGACUCUUAUUCAGGACUGUAACUUUUGAAAUACAUCUGGAGUUGAAUGUAAAAUAAUUCACUUGCUGUACUUUGGGACACAGCAUUUCUCCACUUGUUGUAAAGAUUAACUCACACACUGUUGUAUUCCUUGCCUGUUGAAUCUAAUGCAUUUUAUUUUUCUAUCGAAUCUUUCAUAUGAAAGUACCACAAAAUGCUUCCACGUCAGUUACAAGUAGAGUUUACCCUACAGGAGCAUUGAUGGAUACAAUCAGGCAGGGAUGACGAAUGCAGUAGUUUUGAGAGCCUGAAAAAGCAUUUUAUUGUUUUGUUAGAGGCAGAGCUAGGAGUGUUAGGCUGGGAGUGAGAAAUGGGCCUUGAAAUAGGUUUGAAUGGAGUCAGAAGGGUGCAGAGAACUAAGAAACCUUAAAUGAAUUAUGAAAGUCCUUACCAAUGGAAACAAUAGCUACCACUGUGAAGUAUUUUAAGCUCACAGACAUUUUGCUUAAAUCUGUAACAUCAAAGCAAAUAUGUCAUAUGCUUUGUAAAAUAAAUAAGUAGCACAUUCCACUUACAAAUGAAUGUUCAUUCCUAAUACGAUGUAUUACCUGCCCCUAAUGUCCAGAUUAACCAAUACAUUAAGCUAAAGUGCGGUCAGAGAACUAAACACAAAAGAUGGCAAGCAGUUAGCACUGCACAGUCAGCAACUAGUAGUUGAGGAAAGUCUGCACACAUAGCUUGUAGCUCAGUUUGACGUUUAAGAGGUGCCAUUUCUUUCUGUCAAUAUAGGAAUUCAUUAAGGGUCUGGUGAAAAAUCUAUUGAAAUCAAUGGGAAAAGUCUCAUUGACCUCAAUGGGAGUUGGAUCAGAGCCUAAAUUCUUUUGGAUGUAUAUGAAUUUAGUGCUCACUAAAUGUGCUAAAUUAACACACAUGAAGCUGCCGCCCCAUCAAUCUGUGUACAUCCAUACUGGAGACUGCUCCAAUCAGUGUUUCCCCAGGAAUUGAAAUUAGACGAGAUGUUCGAAUUUACAGGGGGGUGAAGGCGGAGGAGCAAGACCAUAAGGGUGAAGGUGGGCUGCAUGGCACCAUAGUAAAAACUUAAAAACGUUUCACAAUCAUUUUAU